CAUCAUUCUGCACCGGAAGACGCUAUGUUCAGGAGUUCUUUCCCGGAACCCUGAAAUUCGGGCUAUGAGUCGUAAGAGACGUCUCCUGGCGUCUGAGGUUUUUGGAGUGAAGCGGCGGCGGGUGCCGGGGCCCGUGAGAGCGGAUCCUCUAAGGGCAGAAGCAGGUUCGGCACGCGAGGCCAUCGAGGAGCUCGUGCAGCUGUUCCCACGGGGGCUGUUCGAAGACGCGCUGCCGCCCAUCGCGCUGAGGACCCAAGUGUACAGUCUCUUGCCGGACAGGACGGUGGCCGACCUGCAGCUGAAGGAGCUUCAAGAGCGGGGAGAGAUCAGAGUCAUCCAGCUAGGCUUUGACUUGGAUGCCCACGGAAUUGUCUUCACUGAAGACUACAGGACCAGGGUCCUCAAGGCCUGCGAUGGCCGACCAUGUGCUGGGGCGGUGCAGAAGUUCCUGGCCUCGGUGCUCCCAGCCUGUGGGGACCUUAGUUUCCAGCAGGACCAGAUGACACAGACUUACGGCUUCAGGGACUCGGAGAUCACGCACCUGGUGAAUGCUGGAGUCCUCACUGUCCGUGAUGCUGGAAGCUGGUGGCUGGCUGUGCCCGGAGCUGGGAGAUUCAUUAAGUGCUUUGUUAAAGGACGCCAGGCUGUACUGAGCAUGGUGCGGAAGGCCAAGUACCGGGAGCUUCCCCUGUCGGAGCUCCUGGGCCGCAGGGUCCCUUCAGCAGUGCGGCUAGGUCUUGCCUACCAUGUGCAUGACCUCAUUGGGGCGCAGCUGGUGGACUGUGUCCCCACCACUUCUGGAACCCUCCUUCGUCUGCCAGAUACGUGAGGAGUCAGCUCUUGGAUUCUUCAGCUCACUGAGCGAGGUUCCCGGACGUGCCACCCCAGGGUGGCUGGACAAGUCACCACAGAGGGCGCAAGGCUCUGCUGCUGCAAGCUGAGGCUCCCACCUGAGCUGGGCUGUGGGCACUGCAGCCCUUGGUUCCUUC
Molecule: messenger RNA, 989 nt
Organism: Rattus rattus (black rat)
Lineage: Eukaryota; Metazoa; Chordata; Mammalia; Rodentia; Muridae
Gene: Whr1
Product: serine/threonine kinase 19
Exons: 7
Coding region: 65-829 (254 amino acids)
Biological process (GO): positive regulation of Ras protein signal transduction; protein phosphorylation
Molecular function (GO): protein serine/threonine kinase activity
Source: RefSeq, a predicted model, not a curated record